UGUGCGCAUGCGCCGGAAGUUGCUGCCGCAGACAGCAGCAGUGAUUCGGCAACGCAGGGCAACAACAGCAAAAAGAAAUCUGUCUUUGCAUUUAAGCCAAACCAUGACGAUGUUCUAAAGAAUGCCUUUGACAGAGGUAAAUGGAGAUGUGAGGAGGAGCGACUGUCCCAUGUUGCAUUAGUGUCGGUGUGAAAUGCUGGCCUGUCUGCCGCGGCCAGGUGACCUCUCCCUCCAGCUUCUCCCCCACACGCAGAUGAACACUGGACUUCAGAAAUGGGACACUACACAGAGGAUGAGAUCCGCUCAGUAUCCGACCCCUGCAGAAUUGGAUGCCUAUGCUAAGAAGGUCGCCAACAGCCCCCUGACCAUCAAGAUCUUCCCCAACAGCGUCAAGGUCCCCCAGAGGAACCACGUGCGGCGCACGGUCAACGGGCUGGAUACCUCAGGCCAGCGCUACAGCCCCUACCCCCCCUCUCAGGCCAGCGUCAAGGCCGGCCUCCUGGCCGUCGUCAAGGCGCCCCUCGUCAAGGGCAUCCUCAAGGACUUUGACGGCAGCCGGGUCCGCCUGCACUCCGAGGUGAUCAUGAACCCCCCCGCGGGACCCUACGCAACCUCCUCGGCCAGCACUUUAACCCUCCACCACCCCCCGGGCGGCCCCCGGCCCCCGCAGAGCCUGCCCCCCCACCCCCAGACUCUACAAACUCUUCAGGGCCAAGCGCAAGGCCAGGGCCUCAGACACCCACCCCCCUUAUCCCAGCACACCCGACCCCAGACUAUGUCCGCCCACGCCCCUGCCCUGGCCCACCCCCAGCCCCCCGCCCUCCAGCUCCAGCAGCAGCACCAUCCGCAGCCCCCUCCAGGCCUGCAGGGGGGCAGGAAGCUGCCGGAUGGCGACGCGCCCCCCAACGUGACCGUCUCUACCUCAACCAUUCCUCUAUCCAUGGCGGCCGGCCUGCACCAGGGCCGGCAGGCUGACCUGAGCACCAUCGUGCACCAGAUCAACCAGUUCUGCCAGGCGCGGGCCCAGGGGGCCAGUGCCACGUCCAUGUGCGAGGGGCAGAUCGCCAACCCCAGCCCCAUCAGCCGGAACCUGCUCAUCAACGCCAGCUCCAGGGUGUCCAUGCACAGCAGUGGCCCCAACGGUCCCGGCCUGCCCCCCCACAACUGCGUCAUGGGCCCCGCAGACAACGCCGCAGCCCCUGUGGGCCACCCCCCCCACAACAUGGCCGCCAUGAACCGCAUGCCUGUCUAUCACAAUGAUAUCAAGCAGCAGCAGCACCACCAACAGCAGUUACAACAACAACAUCAUCAUCAUCAUCAACAACAGCAUCAUCAUCAACAACAACAACAACAACAACAU
This is a messenger RNA of Osmerus eperlanus (European smelt), 1360 nucleotides long. It is a transcript of the gene fam222ba, whose product is annotated as family with sequence similarity 222 member Ba. NCBI's taxonomy places the organism in Eukaryota, Metazoa, Chordata, Actinopteri, Osmeriformes, Osmeridae. The record is from RefSeq and is a predicted model, not a curated record.